AUGGCGUCUCAGUUUACCCAUGAAUGGAGUGGGAUUCAGAAAUUCCCUCCUGCGACCCAAGACAAGCUUCUUGAAUUGUUGGGGAAACUGAAGGAGAAGAAAAUGAACAGGUUGACAAUCCUGGUAUUGGGGAAAGGUGGAGUUGGAAAAUCUUCGACUGUGAACUCUAUCAUUGGCGAGAGAGUAGUUACUGUCAGUGCCUUCCAGUCGGAAGUGCCAAGACCUACAAUGGUUUCACGGGAGCGGUCAGGGUUCACACUCAAUAUUAUUGACACGCCAGGGAUAGUGGAAGGAGGAUUUGUCAAUGACCAAGCCCUUGAUGUUAUUAAAAGGUUUCUUCUGAACAAAACGAUAGAUGUUUUGCUUUAUGUGGACCGAUUAGAUUCCUAUAGAGUUGAUAUGUUAGAUUCACAGGUUGUAAAAGCCAUAAGCGAUAGUUUUGGUCAAGAAAUAUGGCGUAGAGCCAUUGUAGUGCUGACACAUGCUCAGCUAUCCCCUCCGGAUUAUCUUACUUAUGAUGAGUUUUUGGCAAAAAGAUUCGAGGCUGUUCUCAAGGUUGUAAAUGUUGGUGCUAGGUUUAAAAAGCAAGAUCUCCAGAACUUUUCCAUUCCCGUUGGCUUGGUUGAGAACAGUGGCAGGUGUAAUAAAAACGAGAAUGAUGAAAAGACACUUCCAAAUGGGACUGCUUGGAUUCCCAGCAUUGUCGAAACAAUCACAAAAAUCGCAUUGACUGAAAGCAAAAGCAUAUUGGUUGACCAGAAGUUGAUUGAUGGCCCCAACCCAAACGACAGAGGAAAGUUAUUUAUUCCUCUAAUCCUGUUAUUUCAAUACUUCUUUGUCAUUAAGCCAUUACAAAGAUCAAUCAAGAAUGAUAUCGACAAAGAGGCGAAGCCUUUAUGGGCAUGAGCCACAUGAUAGUAGCAGUAUUGAGCAAAAACGGUCCGUAGGAAGUUUAUUUUUUGGUUCAUAAGUUGAGAGUCUUAGCUUAAAAACUUUAUCCUGUUGAAAUUGUAUUGAUAUGUAUUCCUGGAUUUACAAUAUAGAAGAAGUUCUUUUAUUUUCGUCAUGUCCUUGGUCAGGCAUCAA
Molecule: messenger RNA, 1086 nt
Organism: Erigeron canadensis
Lineage: Eukaryota; Viridiplantae; Streptophyta; Magnoliopsida; Asterales; Asteraceae
Product: translocase of chloroplast 34, chloroplastic
Exons: 7
Coding region: 1-906 (301 amino acids)
Biological process (GO): intracellular protein transport
Cellular component (GO): chloroplast outer membrane
Molecular function (GO): protein-transporting ATPase activity; GTP binding
Source: RefSeq, a predicted model, not a curated record